UCUCAAUAGUUCAAUGUGAGAGAAACCGGUUGAUUGAAUAAUGAGAUUAAUAAAGAAUAACCUUCAAUAAUUAUCCAAUUUGUUAGAGUGUUGAUACACCCAACUAUUUCUUUUAUCUAAUCAAGCCUGUUGUUUUCAUUUUAGUGUUGAUCUCAACUGAAGUCAGUCGGUGGUCGGUUGAUACAGAGUUCAGUCGUCCGGCAUCAAGUUAGGUUAUUUCACGUUCCAGAAUUUGAACAGUUAAUUUCACAAUGGCGUACAUAGUAGAUAUGCGUUCGGAUACCGUGACAAAGCCUACCAAGGCGAUGAAACAUGCUAUGGUGAAUUCUGCUUUGGGAGAUGAUGUUUUUGGAGAGGACCCAACGGUGAAUGCCUUGGAAAGUAAGAUAGCGGCUUUGAUGGGGAAGCCUGCAGCGUUGUUUGUGCCUUCUGGUACCAUGUCCAAUUUGAUUGCGAUCAUGGUGCAUUGCAAUAAGCGAGGCGCAGAAGUCAUUGUUGGAGACAAGGCACACAUUUACAAAUAUGAACAAGGCGGUGCAGCACACGUCGGCGGCUGCCUGUUAUCCACAAUGGAGAACAAUCCCGACGGCACCUUCGACCUGCAGAAGAUGGAGAAGCGAAUCCGAGGCACCGACGUACACGAGCCAAUCACAUCGCUGGUCUGCAUUGAGAACACGCACAACGUUUGUGGCGGGAAGGUGCUGCCCAUGAAAUGGCUUGAUGAGCUGUCUGUCAUCUGCAAGAAACAUUCCUUACCUAUACAUGUGGAUGGAGCCCGAAUCUUCAAUGCGGCAGCAUACCUGAACGUCCCCGUGAAAGAAGUAGUCAAGUACUGCGACAGCAUAUCCGUGUGUUUCAGCAAAGGCUUGAGCUGUCCGGUCGGCUCAGCGCUAGUGGGCUCCGUACAUUUCAUUGAACAAGCGCGACGCGUCCGAAAGAUGUUAGGAGGCGGUAUGCGGCAAGCCGGAGUGUUGGCGGCGUGUGCACUUGUGGCGCUCGAUGAAAUUGUGCCGCAGCUGGAGUUGGACCACAAACGCGCCAACAGAAUGGCUAAAGUAAUCGAAGGCAUGUUCCUGAAAUGUUUCACCGUGGACGUCCAGAACCAGCACACCAACAUAGUUCUGGUGCGACUCACACCGAAAUGUCCCGUCGGGGCGGGAAGGGUCGUACAGAGGUUAGCGCAAGUUUCGCUGCAGGAGACACAGGGCGACUGCAAAACCGCGAACGACGAAGGCGUGAUAUUGAAAAGCAUCAUCUUCGACGACCAAACUAUUCGCUUUACACUCCACAACGGAAUAACGGACGAGGACCUAUGGCUGGCCAUCAUGAAGAUCACCUACGUGUUCAAGGAGAUUGAGGCGGAGGCGGGGAAGGCUACUAAAAUUUAGAACGUUUCCCUAUCCUCGUAAGGCCCAAUGUGCAUUACAAUGUACACUGUUUCAAUCUAAUUUGAACCUUUCAGAAAGGAAAUAACGUAGCAUUUCCUUUGUUUCAUUGUUUUCUAAAACGAAAGUCACCCUAAUGUAUAAAACAACAAGGUUCAAAUUAAAAAUAGGGAAACUUUCUAUGGUGGGCCUUACGAGGCUAUCAGAAUAAAUAAUAGUACUAGGUACAUAAAACAUAAGACUCACUCUCUAACAAAACGCGUCUGUUACGAUCAGCACAGAUAUGACCGCUAGGUGGCGACAGCGCCACGCGCGGCUUAUGGCUUUCCCCAAAAUUGGGGUGGAACGGAUGUACUUUUAGCUACCUGUAGCAAAGCGACGAUAUCGCGGAGUGAGCCACGCCUUGCUAUAGGCCAAGCAAUAAGAAGGUAUAGAGGCAAAUGCUAGGAACACAAUUUUUGAAUCCGUAACUUUGCUUGGACUAGUUAGGAGGUGAACAUAUCAAAAGUCCCCGGCCGUACCCCCAGUGCUAACUUUAUACUAAAAUGAACUCUGUUUAUAGGUAAAUAGAAUUCAUUUGGUGGCCAAUUACUAACAAUGGCCGGUUACUGGCGAAUUACCCUAGUUAAAUGACUAGUAACAUUGUUGCUCGAAGAUUGUGGCAUAUUUAGACAAUAAAUGAAGCAAAUGUCAAAUGCUCUGCCAAUCACGACUUUAUCAUCUAUAAUUAUAAGGUUAUUAUUCGAAUGUAAAUGAAAAUACAUACAUAUUAAGUAAAGUUAUUGUUUACUGUUGACAUUAUAAAAUAAAUAGUACAAUGUUGUGAUGAGAUAUUUACUUAUCAAAUAUACAAUUGUUAUACAUAUUUUUUUAUUACCUCCUAGUUGUAGCUUUUACCAAAUACACAUUUUACAAAACAAUCACUGUGGGGGACAAACCUAUCACUAUCUUGGCGGGGGCACGGCCGUGCCCCCAGUUAUCCUGAAUGUCAAAGCACGAGGGUAAA
Messenger RNA from Cydia fagiglandana, 2391 nucleotides. RefSeq lists its product as uncharacterized. Gene Ontology annotation, molecular function: L-allo-threonine aldolase activity. Gene Ontology annotation, biological process: glycine biosynthetic process; L-threonine catabolic process. Bases 252 to 1388 code for a protein of 378 amino acids. Gene Ontology annotation, cellular component: cytosol. NCBI's taxonomy places the organism in Eukaryota, Metazoa, Arthropoda, Insecta, Lepidoptera, Tortricidae. The transcript has 8 exons. The record is from RefSeq and is a predicted model, not a curated record.